AUGGAGUCGUACGGUAUUCCCCAGGGCGGCUACCAGCUGCCCGUCCAGCGGCGGCUCAGCAGACUCUAUAACGACACCAAAAAGUCCUCCGACUUCGUCAAGGAACCAGUCCAGAACGCCGAGGACCCUGACAUCAAGUCCCUUCACCGGAAGCUGAAGAUCCAGAAUGACCGUCUCGUCACCUGGGGCCUGGAAUGGUCCGACCCUGGCCACCAGGACAUCAUCGAUGACUCCCUGUCAAAGGCUGGGCUGAGCGAGGUUGUAGGGAGUAUCAUGUCAACGAUCAAGGAGAUACUGGCUGAGGCGGAACCAUUAUGGGCGAGCUCCAGACGGCAGGCCGGUGGUCUUCCACCCAUAGGGGACAAGAAGAUUCCCAUUGUGGCAUGGGACAAAGCUCGCUUUGAGGACUUGGUCAGAGAUCUGACUACAUCUAUCGACACCCUAUACGACCUUUCUAGGACAAGAUCAAAUGCUGCAUCAUCAGCGCGGGCAAGAAAUUACCCAGGGGCUUCCACUGAGGACCUGCGGGCCUUUGAGUCAACCAGGAUGCAGACACCACAGCAGGUCAACCCUCAGACAUUAACCAGUCUGAGAGACAGACAGCCAAUCCCCAUGUCCGAGACCACUCCUGACGUCCACACUCGGGACAUUGUUUACAUGAGCAAACAGGCGUAUUCCGACUUGACUAGGAACAAUGGCCGCCCUUACACUGCACUGCUUCUAGAACAUGCCGAGUUUGACCCCAUGUACUCUGCGACGGGCAUCAUGCCAGAUAUGUCUCGAUUCGAGAAGCUUUCUGCUGGCCUGCAGACCGAACCACAGCGCUCCCCGGGUUCCUGGACUGGGCUUCCGCAGCUGCUGGGCUACUUCGAAGACAUGGACAAUUCGAGGCUUGGCCUGGUCUACCACUUCCCGCCGGGCUUCAAUCCCAUCUCUUACGAACCUUUGACACAUAACACCCUAAACACACUAUGCUCUCUGUCCGAUCUUUUGGCACGACCUGACUUCGAACCGACCCUUGAGGCCAAGUUCCGCCUCGCCUACAACCUUGCAAACACUGUAUUCGACAUGCACGCACGGGGGAUCACUCACGGCAACCUGACGAACUCUAGCAUCUCGUUUUGCAAGGCAGUCGGUGUUGAACCGGGCAUGGGUGCUGGAGAGGUUGACAUCCGACGGCCAUUGAUCUCUUCCUUCGACUUGUUUCCCGAGAGCUUUCAGGAGGGGUCCACGCCCACAACAUCACUUUACCGACACCCUCUCGACCCGAAGACGACAGCGCAACAGUCUCUCCUGUCGAAUCCCGACUCCAAAGCAUUCGACGUCUACUCACUUGGAAUGCUCCUGCUCUCCAUUGGCAUGUGGACAAAUCUUGAGAACCUUGUCUCCUCACCAUCAGCCACAUCCGUACCCGAGGUCAUUCUGGAACAGUUGGCCAAGAACUGUGGAACACUGUACACGAAGGCAGUACAAACGUGCUGGAAGGCCGUUGACGAAGAACUAGCCGCCGGAACAGAGAGCAGUCAAGUCAUGACGCGUGUGCAGGUCAGCGCCAGCCGAUACCUCGAGGUAUGCGCCAUACUUGACAGCGUAGGUGGCCUUGAGGAUCGCCUGAGUAGCGAUUUGGGAAUCCAGUCUUCGUCCAAACAGGCAGAGGGGCAGAAGUCCGACAAGGCGAUCGCAUCGUCAUCAAGAGAUGAAAAGGCACGGGAGGCUGGCUUUGCCCCGACGGUUCCUCAGACAACCGUGUCGAGGAGCCCUGCAGGGUCGGCGCCGCCGGAGACCCAAACCCAGCGAGGUAUGCCCACCAGCGUCCACAUACAACUCCGUAUGCUCACUGAUCAAGCAGCCCCUGCGUCUACCGAACUGCGAGCCAAGCGAUCGACCAAGAGCCGCCUCUAUCCACAUACACCACUUCCUCCUGAGGCUGUCGAGCACUGGAAUGCCGUGCUCAUGCCACAAAUCAACCAGGCUCUUCGACACUUCUAUCGCAAGAACCCCGAAUCAGUCGAGAUCUCACUCGAGUCAAUCGGCGAGACGGCAAAGGAAACCACACCUACCGUGCUCGUCGUGUGCACCUCUGUCUCCAAGGUCAAGGCAAUUCUAAGACGGAAGAUGGGCGCACUGUUCGAUGGCACCACCGGCUUCGCCCUGAAGGUGUGCCGAGGACAAGUCCUCCGGUCUCGAAAUCAAGGUACUAAGCGCAGCGUGGCCCACCCAGAGAGUGCCGAGCAAGGCGAAGUAGUGGCCGCUAAUGGUAGCUUCCAGGAGCGCCCACUGAAUGGAGCCAGUAUAGGAGCUUGGAUUGGCGAUCGUCACUUACCGCCAGUCAGCUUCGGAGGACUAGUUGUGGUUGAUGAAAAGACCUAUGGCAUGACAGUGCACCACAUGCUUGACGACCCGGAGGCAUCUGCUCCUGAAGGUCAAAAGCAGCCUCUGCGGAGCGGAGCAGGCUCGGAGAAUCAGGUGCCUGACCUGGCUGCCUGGUACGCUCAGCAAUACCCGGAUGAGGAUUCGCCCAACUCGGGUAGUAGUAGCGAUACCGAAGACUUCGCGGCCGAAUUCUCCGACGAUGGUUCUGACGCCUUCACCGAGUCUGCCGUCACCAGCGAAUACUCUGACGAGGAGCCCGAAGAAGACCAAUACGGCGAGACUGGAGAUAUUCCCGGCAUAGAGCCGGGCUGCGGAGACGGGUAUGUCGUGAGCCAGCCAGCCCUUGACGACGUCGAGGAGGGCUUCUUUGCCAGCCCAGACACGCAAGACGAAGAACACCUCGAUACCUUCAGCCUCGGCGAAGUGUUCGCCUCGAGCGGCAUCCGCCGUCGCAACGAUGACCGGGGUCUUGUUCACGAGAUAGACUGGGCUCUCUUCGAAUUCAAAGACGACCGACUACCCCAGGACAACGCCAUCCCCGUCGCCGACAGUGAUGUACCGCAGCCCAUACACCCGACUUCAGUCGUGCCGGCCAGCUCUCUGCCGAACCUGGAAGUCCAGUGCAUGGCGCGCACCAGUGGCCUGCAGACUGGGGUCAUUUUACCGACACUAGUUUCGGUCAAGAUCUACGGUCGGACGUCGCCCAGCCACACCUACCAGAUCACCAGCUCUCCAGCGUCUGAGAGAAACACCGGCGACAAGCCACGGCUGCCACUGGGACUGCCCGGUGACAGCGGGGCGUGGAUCAUCGAGCGCAAUAACGGGCAGGUGUGCGGCCACGUGCUGGCCUGGUCCCAGCGCAAGCGAGUCGCGUACAUCUGCCCGAUGGACGUGCUGCUCCUGGACAUUGCCGAGACGCUCGAGGCCACGGAGGUGAGGCUUCCCGGCGGGGAGCCGGUGGUGAAGAUGGUGGACGACAGCAUCAGCAUCAACGUCAGCGAGCGUGACGAGGGAUACUGCGAGCCGCAGGGUGACGAAUCCGACCUGGACGCCGAGCUGCGGUCCAUGGCCGCUGCGAAGCGGCGAAGCCUUAUGAAGGGCAAGGGAUCGAUGAGGAUGAGAGCGCAUGAGGUUGCGGGAGAGGGAGGAGUGGACAGGGCGUCGUCGGUGAGAAGCGUGCCUGCCAACAGGGGCAAUGCCCUUGGCGAGAUUGAGCAGGACUUGUCGAGGCUGAGCCUGGGGAACAAGGAGGCCAAGGCUGGAUUUUGGAGGGCUUAA
Messenger RNA from Diaporthe citri, 3651 nucleotides. RefSeq lists its product as uncharacterized. The record is from RefSeq and is a predicted model, not a curated record. The coding region runs from base 1 to 3651 and encodes 1216 amino acids. NCBI's taxonomy places the organism in Eukaryota, Fungi, Ascomycota, Sordariomycetes, Diaporthales, Diaporthaceae. The transcript has a single exon.